GUUUCUGCUCUGCUCUUCUUCUUCGUGCAGCCCGACCAGCCCCCCCAAAGCCACCGAUUCCCUCUUCUUGUGAGAACCGAUGAAAGGCUUGAAAUUUCCCUUUCCUUCUUGCUCAAAAACCAAGUUUCAGGCCUAGAACACUCUCCUAGACCCAGAAAUUUUCCAGAUCUGCGCUGUCUUCUUCCCCUCUGUCCGCCGGCCUCUGCUGUGUGGGGUUGGGUUCGGUUUUCUGCAUCGUGAGUCUCCCCUGCAGAUUUGCCGCUGCCCUCUUUCCCCCGCCAGAUCCAGUUCUGCAGCUGGAAAAUUUUGGGGGGAAGAAGCCGGCGGCAGUGCAAGGGAGAAACUCACGGAUCUACCCAAAAUUGGAGGAACAAGAGCAAUUAAAGUUAACCCAAGCCAAUUCAAGGAAAAGCAAAGGGAUUUAAUGGCUGUUUCUUACCCAAAACCCAAGCAAUUCGCCCCCACAACAAGAGCAGUCGGCGGACAGAGCAAAGCAGAGCAGAUCCGGUUUCUGCAGAGAGGGAGGGAAAUUUCUAGGUUCUUUAUGGGUUCUAGAACAAGAAAGGAAGUGGAAAAUACCAAGCUUCCUUACCAAUUUUCCAAGGCAUGGUUGGGUUCCCCUUUUUUUUUCUUUGGGUGGCUGCAGCGGGAAGACAAGAAGAAGAAGAGCAGAAUCGGGAAGGCUGGGAAGAAAAGAAAGAAAGAAAAAGAAAAAGAAAAGAAGUCAUCCUUAUCCAAAACUCUUCCACUUUUAAGUCCCUCAGCUUUCAGAAUGUUGGCUAUUAAGCCCAAAACAAUAUUUUCUCACAAUUUAGUCCUUAACUCACUUAUUUAUUCUCGAAAAUUUGGGAUAUUACAGGCAUGCUAUAAGUUUAAUUGACUACUAUUGAACUUUAUUCUGCAUAAUGGUUUAUCAUUGAACAUUCUGUUUAUGUUUAAACUGUUUAUCUGAAAUGCUCAAAUUUUACCCACAGGUUAUCCAUACAUUUACUUAUUGAGAUAUUUUAUCUCAUAGUUUUCCUUGUCCACCAUUUCAGGUAGUGAGACUUGACGCAUGGGGAGCCUGGGGGAGUGAUGAGUUAGACGGCUAAGCACUUUUGGACUUAGAUUUUUGUAGCUAGGCCGUUGGUCACCCAUGCUUGACUCAGAAAUUUUUGUGUACAGAACUUAGUUUUAGUCAUGAUGGUAUAUAUGAAAUUAUAAAUUUUGUACAUCUGACUGGUAAAUAUUUGGUAAAUAAAAAUGUUUAGAUCUG
Rubroshorea leprosula is the source of this 1255-nucleotide messenger RNA. The record is from the annotation of a GenBank genome assembly. NCBI's taxonomy places the organism in Eukaryota, Viridiplantae, Streptophyta, Magnoliopsida, Malvales, Dipterocarpaceae.